CAAAAUCUGACAAACUUGAACGCAAGUUGGAGUCUACUUCACACUGCCAGAGUCUUGUUUUCACGACACCAUACAAUACGGUGUUCUCUGACUUUCGGCUGGCUAUGGCCCAUGGCGCAAUCUGAGGGCCCGACUCCCUCUUCCUCACAGUUAAAUACCUGCAGAGAUGAGAGAGAAGACACGACGCUCCGUGCCACCUUGGCCGCUCAGAGAGAUGCCUCUGCGUUCUUCGAAAAGUAUGACAGGAGAGAGCUCCAGGAGUUACUGGCCCUCACAACUGGCAACUGGUUGAUGGGCGGCGACGAUUUCACUCUGCCAGUGGAAUUGCCUCCUGGUAUCAUAAAACAAAUGAAACCCUUUAGUCAGUCCAACAUAGUCAUUCUGGCUCCUUACGACUCCAGUGCACCACUUGAUUACAAAGUCGUCCAUCAAAUAAUCAGGGAACUCACAGUUGGAAUAUACUGUUUCAAUCAAGUGCCAAUCAUCAAUCUUCAACCCAAUUACGAGAAGAGCACAACUUGUCAGUUGACACCAGGUUAUUUUGACACUAAAGUGGGCCAGAUUUUAAUAAACAUAGACUACACAAUCAAGGCCCUGUGGCAUGGUGCAGCGAUUCCCAAAGAGAAGCGGGUCCUGUUUUCUGAGCUGUGGAGAUCCAGCAUGGGGGUGGAUUACAAUGGAGUGCCCCAAACCAAGAAGAACAUACUGGCAGAGUUUCUUAAUGCAGGUUUAGUAGACGUCUCCAAAGACCCUGCCUACCGAGGCAUCUACGAGGACGGCCAGCCGGACCCAGCUUACGACCCCCACCGUCCCGAGGAGCAGAGGCUAUUCCAGCAGCACACGGACAGCAUGCUCCUGAAGCUCACCUCCUACCUGAGCUCCUCCCGGCAGCAGGGGAACCUCUUCACCUUCCAGAGUGCCCACAGCCUGGACAGCGUGCUGCGGCUCACCGAGGACAAGCUGGAGCUGCCCACCUACCAGAGGCUCAAGCAGAGGCUGGCCCGCCAGGUUCAGGUGGUGAGGGAGGCCCUGGUGCGGAGGGCGGAGGUGCGUGCGGAUCUGGCCUACCUGCGGCUCAUCACCUUCCUGGUGCCCCUCCUGGUGGCCCUCAAGAAGAAGAUGAAGAUCCCCAACAUCGCCAAGCUGCUCCCCGCCUUCUCAGGAGACAAGCUGAAGACAGAGAGAGAGUUUCCUCCUCUCAUUCUCGGGCCUGAGUUUGCCUGCAAGCACUUUACGUACAAGGAAGAUGAGUAUUUUCACCUGCACGGCGGCAUUGAAAUUGAUGUGGGAACACCACCUGUCCACGGACUUUGUGACGAAAUGGAGGAGAGUUCCGCAUACAUCCAGAGAUUUGCCGCUGAGUGUUUGAAUGAGAUGCUUUGUCAAGACCCAACAUACAAAGAACAUUUCCCCAUACCAGUGAUUGACAUUGCUGGUAAAAGCUAUCAUGUGAUCUCCAUUGAGUUGGGGUCCCUCUACCCCCAGCCCUGCCACACCCAGUGGUGGGAAGCCGUCCACAGCUCCAUCAAAGAACUCAGGAACAAACGCCUGCCGCUGACAGACAAUCAACUGCACGAGGAGUUUAAGAGGAGCUUUGGCUACAAGAAGGCUAUCCAGUGCAAGAAUGUGCCGUUGGGGCUGAGGGCUGCGGCUGAGCGCGGGCUGUCUGCGGUGUUCCAGACGCUGUGCCGUAAGAACUCGCCCCACCUGGGCACCCUUGACGAGCAGGGCUACUCGCUGCUGCACCACGCCGCCAUCCACAACCAGGCCCACAUCGUCUGCCAGAUGGCCCUGGCCGGCAUCAACCUCCACCAGGCACGCAGCCGCAGGUUCAAUCGCACAGGGAAGUCUACAACCAACUUGCAGUUGAAAGACGGAGCCGGGCUCACGGCGCUCCACCUGGCAGCCCAGUGCGGUUCCCUGGAGGUGCUGAACUGCCUGCUGGCUCUGCAGGUGGACUAUAAGGCCGUGGACCGCCGAGGCUGGAUGGCCGUGCACUUUGCAGCCUACUAUGACCACGUGGCCUGCAUACAGGCCCUGUGCAGGAAGGACCCUUCUCUGGUCCACUGUCAGACUGAUGCGGAGUACCGCAGCUCUCCGCUGUUGCUCUCGGCCAUGUCGGGUGCAGCUGAGUCUCUAAAGUACCUGCUGUCCAUCGGUGCGGACUGGAGACAGGCGGACAGCAGAGGCAACAACAUAGUGCAGUUGGCAGCGAUGUACUUCCACAUCGACGUUCUGCUGCUCCUAGUCGAUCGCAACCUGGAACACCUGCCUGUAUGGAGCAUUCUUGUAGCCAUGCUCCAGAGUGAUAACCCCAGGAGGCUGGAGAUGUCUAUUAGGUGUCUUGAGGUGCUGUCAGUGCGGGUGCCCUCCUUCUGGAAAGACAUCUUGGAAGCAGGGGGCGUCCCUCCCCUGGUGGGGCUGCUGCGCUGUGGCAAGCCCCUGCUGGAGAAGCUGGCGGCUGCCGUGGUGUGCCACGUGUCGGAGCGGCCGCAGGUGUGCGAGGUCCUGGUGAGGCACGGCGUGGUACCGGCCCUCAUCCAGCUCCUCAGCGGCCCGCUGGCCGAGCUCCACUCCCGCUGUGCCCUCAUCCUCACCGACCUGGCCGCACACAGCGACCAGUACAAGGCCCUCAUCGCACAGCUGGGUGGCAUCACUCAGCUGGUGCAGCUACUAGGUUCCAGCCUACAGGAUGUCUUGGUGAACACGGUGAGGUGUAUUCGAGCCCUGUGUGUUGGUAGCCCUGACAACCAGACCGCUGUUGCUGACUGUGGAGGGAUUCCUUAUCUGGUGGACUUCUUGAUGGUCGAUUCUGAGGCCCUGGUGGAGGAGGCGUGCCUGGCGCUGGCGGAGCUGGCCCACCGUCACCGUGACAACCAGGAGGUGAUCUGCGCGGCGGGGGCGGUGAGCCCCCUGGUGAUGAUCCUGCGCGCCCGCAGGACGGAGACGCAGGUGAAGGCGGCCCGCGCCCUGGAGGCCAUCGCCGACCACAACGCCCCCAUCCAGACACACUUCCUCAAGAGCGCCGCCGCCAAGCACCUGCUCCGCCUGCUCAAGGUGUUCCAGGUGGAGGUGCGUGAGCAGGGCGCCGUGUCCCUGUGGGCGCUGGCUGGCCAGACCUUGCGGCAGCAGAAGCAGAUGGCCGAGAGCAUCGGCUACCACUACAUUCUGGACCUCCUGCUCUCCCCCUCCGACAAGAUGCAGUGCGUUGGCUGCCAGGCGGUCAUCGCCCUGAGCCACCAGUCCUCUGGCCACCAGCUGGGCCUGCUGAAGGAGAACGUGGUACCCCCGCUCGUACGCCUGCUCCGGGGCAGCCGCACCAGAGAGAGGACACUGCUCCGCGUCAUCACCGCACUGGCCAGCCUCUGCAUUGGUGUGGCCCACACUAACAACACGGCCUGUCAGGCGGUCAUCUUUGAAGAGAAGGCCACUCCUACCCUGCUGGAGCUGCUGAAGACCCAUAACUCCCUGGAGGUCAAGGUCAGAGUUGCUCAGACUCUAGCUUGUGUAUUGCUGGGAAAUCAGGAUGUCCAGGCAGCGUUUUGGGAGCAAGAGGAAUUCUCUUAUGAAAUGGUCUUGGACCUCCUGCAACUGCCAGAGAAGAACAUACGUUUGGAGGCUGGCUACGCGCUGUCACUCUUUGCAUACAACAACAGAGCCCAGCAAGAAGCCAUACUGAAAACCGGAGGCAUUCCCAUUGCACUGUACGAGCCCCUCCUAACCUCCGAAAAUGAAAUCGAAAGGACCAAAGCUGCAUUCCAGGCCGUCGUGCUUGCGAAGGUGAUAAGAGACGCGGACCACGUGACUCUGUCUGCCAGGUGUGUCACCAUCGUCUCUGAGCAGCUGCAGUCUCACAGCCCCGAUACAGUUGUCUUAACAGCUGAGUUGCUGGCCAGCCUGGCUCACACUAGGGCAGGGAUCCCUGAUGCCAUCGUUACCAUGGGAGCUGUGGCCCACCUCUCAGCUCACCUCAACUCACCGGAGGAAGAGGUACGCACCGCAUGCGCCACCGCACUCGGCUACCUCACGUUCAACCGCCAUGCCCAUCGCCAGCUGCUGGUGGAAUGCCGGAACACUCCGUCCACCUAUGACCUACUGACCCAGCAUCUGAGUAAGGACGCCAAAAUAUCAUCGGUCUUCACCGACGAGUUCAGACGGCAGAAGACCAUAGGCCUUCCUUCAAUGAGCUUGGAGGUAAACGGGGGACCACCUGUUCUUCAGCGAAGUUCCACAGCCAUGUCCAAACGCCUGAGUGACACAACAGACGUAUUGGUGCAGAGGAAGGGCUUUGAGAGGGCCAGGUCUGCCCCAGCUCUGCAGCUCCACAGGCCGAAGAGCAAGGUGGACGCCGUCAGAGCCUCCACGUCACACGGCUCUCAACAGGCUUGGACCAGGACCAGACUGAACUCGGCCAAAAAAUGACUCUCUCUCUGCUGCUGCACAUAGUGGACUACAUGGAAGAAUGAAGGUUCUCACCCUCACCCAAAAUAAAACCCACCACAGAACUGAAGCCUGAACUAAUGCUGACUUACCACAGUGAACCUUUUCAAAAUCCAAAACCAGAUAAGAAGUGAUGACAAAACAGCCAAAGUUCUGGAAAUUUGAAUAAAUAACUGAAAUUGA
Messenger RNA from Engraulis encrasicolus (European anchovy), 4623 nucleotides. It is a transcript of the gene ankar, whose product is annotated as ankyrin and armadillo repeat containing. Gene Ontology annotation, molecular function: protein binding. Lineage: Eukaryota; Metazoa; Chordata; Actinopteri; Clupeiformes; Engraulidae. The transcript is spliced from 25 exons. The record is from RefSeq and is a predicted model, not a curated record. The coding region runs from base 112 to 4422 and encodes 1436 amino acids.